AUGUCUAAUAGGAUAGUAAGUCUCAGUUUUUCUUCUUUGGUUUAGUGUAGAGUGGCUCUCAUUUUAUUUACCACACAUUUCCUGGAGCCAAAGUGCUUUUAUUUAAAAUCAUGGCUCUGUUACUUACAAGCUUGUUACCUUGGGCCAGCUAUUUAACCUCUCUAUGCCUUAGUUUCUUCAUUCAUAAAAUGGGGAUAAAAGUAUCUGUAAGGUUAUAGUAGAGAUUAAACAAGUUAAUGUGUAUAACGUGAUCUGGAAUACAGAAAGUCCUAUGUAAGUAUUAGCUAUUAUUCUUAUUAUAUUCUAGGCUCUACAGUACACAGACCUGAUUGGUUCCUCUCCUCAAAGAGCUCGUUGUCCAGUCAGGAAGAUUUUCUUUUCUUUUUUUUUGAGACAGGGUCUUGCUCUGUCACCCAGGCUGAAGUGCAGUGGCGCAAUCUCAGCUCACUGCAACCUCCACCUCCUGGGUUCAAGAGAUUCUCCUGCCUCAGCCUCCCGAGUAGAGUAGCUAGGACUACAGAUGCACAACACCAUGACCGGCUAAUUUUUCUAUUUUUAGUAUUUCACCAUGUUGGCCAAGCUGGUCUUGAACUCCUGACCUCAAGUGAUCAGCCCACCUCGGCCUCCCAAAGUACUGGGAAUACAGGCAUGAGCCACCAUGCCCGGCCAGGCAGAUUUUCAAAUAAAUGGCCAUAAUUCAGUGUUCUGAGCUCUGUAACAAGGUGUACACUAAGUGGUAGGGGAGCAGAGGCAGGGAUGUCUGUCUUAUCCUAGAGGGAAAGACAGGGGCAGGAUAAGCUUUUUGAGGAAAAAGUUUGAGUCUAAUCCUUAAGGAAGAGCAUGUUGGGAACAUGUGAGACUAUAAAGCAGUCACAGGCAGCAUGGGAAAGGUAGUUUCUGGCUGCAAAAUAAAUAUGGUUAGGAGAAAAGGGAAGAUGUGAACUGUAGUAUGUAAUGACCAGCACCAUCAACAUCACCUGGGGGCCUGUUAGGACUAUAGGAUCCAGGCCUUACCUGAUAUCUAUACUACCAAUAUUUGCGUUUUAACAAGAUCCUCAAGCGGUUCCUAUUGACCAUUAAAGUUUAGAACCACUGGUCUAGAGCAUAGGCUCUGGAGCCAACAUAAUCAGGUUUAAAUCCCAGCUUUACCUUUUUUUUUUGUUUGUUUUAAGAUGGAGUCUUGCUCUGUUGCCCACGCUGGAAUGCAGUAGAGCGAUCAUGGCUCACUGCAACCUCCACCUCCCUGGUUCAAGCAAUUCUCCUGUCUCAGCCUCCCGAGUAGCUGGGAUUACAGGCACAUGCCACCACGCCCAGCUAAUUUUUGUAUUUUUAGUAGAGGUGGGCUUUCACCAUGUUGGCCAGGCUGGUCUUGAACUCCUGACCUCAAAUGAUCCACUUGCCUCAGCCUCCCAAAGUGAUGGGUUUACAGGCGUGAGCCACGAUUUACUUAUGUGUGACUUUAGGCAAGCUAUUUUGCUUCUUUCCUAGACUUUAGUUGCCUCCUUUGUAAUUAGAGAUAAUAAAAGUUUCCACCUCAUAAAGUUGUUCUAAGGACUGAAUUACUAUGUAAAAUGCUUAGACCAGUAUGUGGCACUUAGUAAGCACAAGGAUUGACUAUAAUAAUUCAUCACUCAUAUGCUACUUCUUAAGGUCAGAGUCAGUUUUAUAAGCCCCUUGUCUUUCAAUUUCUACUCCAUUGUUGAGGAGUAGACAUUCAUUGUCAUUUUGACAUUCACUGUAGAGGAAAGGACAUUUGGAGGUCAGAAGACCUGGGAUUACAAAGCCUAGCUCUCUUCCAAUUCCUAGCUCCGUGAAAUUUGGUGAGUCCUUGGAACAUCUAUGUUUUCCUCAUUCAUAGUAUGAAAGACCUUAAUCGUACAUGUCACACUGAAAUGUUGCGAGGCUCAAAUCAAAUAACAUAUGUUAAAGUACAAAAACCCUCUAUGAAGAUUUCACUUACUAUCUUUCCAAGAGUUCUUAAGCAACUGGAUGCAUAGGAAGAUCAGGUAGACAGCGGAGGGAGGGCCUGGUGAUUAAUAUGUUCCACUUUACGAUUUUCUGAAGGUGUAGGUUGGGUUUCAACAACAGUGACUUUCCUAGACCUCGGAGGGUAUUUUUAGCUAAUGGGCAAAUAGUAGUAGGAAACUUAAAUGCUGUUAUUUACCUUCUCUUCCUAACCUACAGUUCCACUCAAGAACAUGAAGAGUCUCAUACGUUUGUAUAGUGGUUCACAACUUACAACGUUUACGUGGUGCAUCACAAGAUCCCUAUAGAGUAGUAUUAACCCAAUUUUUCAAGAAGGAAACUAUGUCUGGAAAUUGUAGAAUGCAUAUUAAAAACUCUUUCUGACGAGCGUUUCUACCGGAUCCGAUGUUACCCAAAGUACAAAAUUUAAAGAGGGAAGUCAAUCACAAGAUUUCAUUGAAUCUUCAGUAUCAGGCAACUGGCUUCUAUUUUAUGGCCGCAAAUAACUAUAUAUUGGGCCCCUUUUCUCACCUGUAAAAUAGGAACGAAAAGACCUUCUCCACAAAUAAGAUGAAAUAAGAACAAAGGCUGAGGGUGAACCUACCACGUCGUAGGGCCUCAAAUAAAUUCCUUCUCCUUCUUGCCCUUGACAGAGAUAGCACGAGAUAUCACUACCAUUCCCAUUUCACACGUGGAGGAAAUCCAACGCGAGAACGCUCGGAUUUCCCCUUCUCUACUUGCAACAACUCCGUAACCCGCAAAUCGGCUACGGACAACUGCGAUGUCCACUAUGUUAGUUCUCGUAGCGUGGAUUCUCUCUCCUCAAGAUGCCAUCUGGGGGGGCUAGAGGCCGCUAAUAAUUGCCCUCACGAUCGAAGAAACUCGAUCCUAAUCCUCGACUGCACUUCAGGAACAAAGCUGCUCUCCCAUCAUCCCUAACCUCACUACCGUAAAGGUCGCAGCAGAGCCCCUGCGCCAGCCGCUAGCGCCAUCUUGGCCGCUACGUGUGACGCCACACGUAGCAGAGAGCGCAGCCGAUUGGCUGGGAGACGGCAGCCCAGGAGAGGCGCGCGAAGCCAGAGACAGGAGGGUAUGCAGGAGAAACCAAGGGAACUACAAUCCCGGCCUUCCUUGCGCGUACGACAGCAAACCUGGAGCGAAAGAGGUUGGAGUUUGGAUUCGGACCACAACUCCCAGCACCCUCCGCGAUGUCUGUCGUUUUCUUUCAUAACGCGGAGGAAAAGAAGGACAAGAUGAAUGGAGGCCUUUUGGUGUUUGUUCUCCGAAAGGCGGGAAAGGCGAACUACACCUCCCGACUGGCCGCGCGCGGCUGCGCCUGCGCUCUGUUACCUGUCGCCAUCUUGCCCCUUCAGAGGCACCGCAAACAAACCCAAUUCCUGGUGUCCCCUAGUCUUGGCGGAGGAGCCUUUUAGAUGAGCCCCGAAAGGCCGGGCAGGGAGGACAAGCUCUUUGGGGCUACCAAACAGAAGCAGCAAUGCCUGUUGUGUGGCCAACCCUUCUGGAUCUCAGCAGGGAUGAAUGCAAAAGGAUUCUUCGAAAAUUGGAAUUGGAGGCAUAUGCUGGAGUUAUCAGUGCACUUCGGGCACAGGGGGAUCUCACCAAGGAAAAGAAAGAUCUUCUUGGAGAACUAUCAAAAGUUCUUAGCAUCUCAACAGAACGCCACCGUGCUGAAGUUCGGAGAGCAGUAAACGAUGAACGGUUAACAACAAUUGCACAUAAAAUGAAUUUAUCCUUAUAUUUGGGUGAAAGACCAAGUUACAGUAUGUCUGGACCUAAUAGCUCUUCAGAAUGGUCCAUUGAAGGUCGUCGAUUGGUACCACUGAUGCCCCGGCUCGUUCCCCAAACCGCCUUUACUGUAACAGCUAAUGCUGUUGCUAAUGCAGCUAUCCAGCAUAAUGCAUCUCUUCCAGUGCCUGCAGAAACAGGAAGCAAGGAAGUAGUGGUUUGCUAUUCCUACACAAGUACCACGUCAACCCCAACCUCUACCCCUGUUCCAAGUGGCAGCAUAGCAACGGUUAAGUCUCCAAGACCUGCCAGUCCUGCCUCCAAUGUAGUUGUCUUGCCAAGUGGAAGUACUGUUUAUGUCAAAAGUGUAAGCUGUUCAGAUGAAGAUGAAAAACCCAGAAAACGAAGGCGAACAAACUCUUCCAGCUCCUCUCCUGUUGUUCUAAAGGAAGUUCCAAAGGCCGUUGUUCCAGUCUCAAAGACGAUCACUGUGCCUGUGACUGGUAGUCCCAAGAUGAGCAACAUCAUGCAGAGCAUUGCCAACUCCUUACCACCCCACAUGUCUCCUGUAAAAAUAACCUUCACUAAACCAUCAACACAGACAACAAACACAACAACACAGAAGGUUAUUAUAGUCACCACAUCACCAAGCUCAACCUUCGUGCCCAACAUUCUCUCCAAAUCCCAUAACUAUGCAGCAGUCACUAAGCUUGUACCAACGUCAGUCAUUGCUUCUACAACCCAGAAGCCGCCAGUUGUUAUAACUGCUUCACAGUCCUCUCUGGUCAGUAAUAGCAGCAGUGGCAGCAGCAGUUCUACACCAUCACCUAUUCCUAAUACAGUUGCAGUAACAGCUGUGGUGUCCUCUACACCAUCUGUGGUCAUGUCAACAGUAGCACAAGGUGUAUCUACAUCAGCAAUCAAAAUGGCAUCAACCAGACUUCCUUCCCCCAAAAGCUUAGUGAGUGCCCCAACUCAGAUUCUUGCACAGUUCCCUAAACAACAUCAACAGUCUCCUAAGCAGCAGUUAUAUCAAGUGCAACAGCAGACACAGCAACAAGUGGCCCAGCCUUCUCCAGUAUCUCAUCAGCAACAGCCUCAGCAGUCUCCUUUGCCACCUGGUAUUAAACCUACCAUCCAAAUCAAACAGGAGUCAGGUGUUAAAAUCAUCACACAACAGGUUCAACCAAGUAAAAUCUUACCCAAACCAGUGACAGCAACUCUACCCACCAGUAGCAAUUCCCCUAUUAUGGUGGUUAGCAGUAAUGGUGCAAUUAUGACAACUAAACUGGUAACCACUCCUACUGGCACACAAGCAACCUAUACCCGGCCAACAGUGAGCCCAUCCAUUGGUCGGAUGGCUGCAACCCCUGGAGCUGCAACCUAUGUGAAAACUACGAGUGGUAGCAUCAUUACAGUAGUACCCAAAUCAUUAGCUACCUUGGGGGGCAAGAUAAUUAGCAGUAAUAUAGUUUCUGGAACGACUACCAAAAUCACUACAAUCCCAAUGACUUCCAAGCCCAACGUGAUUGUUGUACAAAAGACUACAGGAAAAGGAACGACCAUUCAAGGCCUCCCGGGCAAAAAUGUUGUCACAACGUUGCUAAAUGCUGGAGGAGAAAAGACUAUUCAGACAGUACCAACAGGAGCAAAGCCAGCUAUCCUCACUGCUACAAGACCCAUCACCAAAAUGAUUGUAACGCAGCCAAAAGGAAUAGGUUCUACAGUUCAACCAGCAGCUAAAAUCAUCCCAACAAAAAUUGUUUAUGGGCAGCAAGGGAAAACGCAGGUUCUUAUUAAACCCAAACCAGUGACUUUUCAAGCGACAGUUGUUAGUGAACAAACAAGACAGCUAGUAACAGAAACAUUACAGCAAGCAUCCAGGGUAGCAGAGGCUGGUAAUUCAUCUAUUCAGGAAGGAAAAGAAGAACCACAGAAUUAUACAGAUAGUAGUUCCUCUUCUACAGAGUCCUCCCAGAGUUCCCAAGAUUCCCAGCCUGUAGUUCAUGUAAUUGCUUCCCGGCGUCAGGAUUGGUCAGAACAUGAGAUUGCAAUGGAGACUAGCCCUACCAUAAUUUAUCAGGAUGUAUCCAGUGAAUCACAAUCAGCUACUUCAACAAUCAAAGCUCUGUUAGAACUCCAACAGACAACAGUAAAGGAAAAAUUGGAAUCUAAACCAAGACAACCCACUAUUGACCUGAGUCAAAUGGCAGUGCCUAUUCAGAUGACCCAGGAAAAGAGACAUUCUCCUGAGAGUCCAUCAAUUGCUGUGGUAGAGUCAGAACUAGUAGCUGAAUACAUCACUACUGAACGCACUGAUGAGGGGACAGAGGUUGCUUUUCCCCUUCUAGUCAGCCAUCGCUCCCAGCCCCAACAGCCUUCCCAGCCCCAGCGGACCCUGCUCCAGCAUGUGGCUCAGUCACAGACCGCAACACAGACUUCGGUGGUGGUGAAGUCCAUCCCAGCAUCUUCCCCUGGAGCAAUCACCCACAUUAUGCAGCAGGCAUUAAGCAGUCACACUGCUUUUACCAAACACAGCGAGGAACUUGGAACUGAGGAGGGCGAGGUUGAAGAGAUGGACACUUUAGACCCUCAGACAGGUCUGUUUUACCGAUCUGCCCUGACUCAGUCACAGUCAGCUAAACAGCAGAAACUUAGCCAGCCCCCGCUGGAACAGACUCAGCUGCAAGUGAAAACUCUGCAGUGCUUCCAGACUAAACAGAAGCAGACCAUCCACCUGCAGGCAGACCAGCUCCAGCACAAACUCCCGCAAAUGCCCCAGCUUUCCAUCAGGCAUCAAAAACUCACCCCUCUCCAGCAAGAACAAGCACAGCCCAAGCCAGAUGUACAGCACACACAGCAUCCCAUGGUGGCCAAAGACAGGCAGCUUCCUACCUUAAUGGCACAGCCCCCGCAAACUGUAGUACAGGUGCUUGCAGUGAAAACCACGCAGCAGCUCCCUAAACUGCAGCAGGCUCCGAACCAACCAAAAAUCUACGUGCAACCCCAAACCCCCCAGAGCCAAAUGUCGCUCCCAGCUUCUUCAGAGAAACAGACGGCAAGCCAGGUGGAGCAGCCAGUUAUAACCCAAGGAUCCUCUGUUACAAAGAUAACUUUUGAGGGGCGCCAGCCUCCCACAGUUACAAAGAUAACUGGUGGCAGUUCUGUGCCUAAGCUGACAUCACCAGUUACAAGCAUAUCUCCCAUUCAGGCCUCUGAGAAGACAGCAGUGUCUGACAUUUUGAAAAUGUCUUUGAUGGAAGCUCAGAUUGAUACAAAUGUAGAACAUAUGAUAGUGGAUCCCCCAAAGAAGGCUCUUGCCACUAGCAUGCUCACUGGUGAAGCAGGAUCAUUACCCUCCACCCACAUGGUGGUGGCAGGGAUGGCGAAUUCCACUCCCCAGCAACAGAAAUGUAGAGAGUCCUGUUCGAGUCCAUCCACUGUUGGCUCUUCCCUAACGACAAGGAAAAUUGAUCCACCAGCGGUGCCUGCGACAGGCCAGUUCAUGCGUAUUCAGAAUGUAGGCCAAAAGAAAGCUGAAGAGAGUCCAGCAGAAAUUAUCAUCCAGGUCAAGACUAAAGAAUUACUGAGUCCAGGCUACCCCUUAGAAGUUGUAUUUUAUCUCCCUCUCUCCUUGCAAGGCUAUUCCUCAGUAUGCCAUUCCUUGUCACUCCAGCUCCAAUGUGGUGGUGGAGCCCAGUGGGCUUCUUGAGCUAAACAACUUCACUAGUCAACAGCUGGAUGAUGAGGAGACAGCAAUGGAGCAGGACAUAGACAGUAGCACAGAGGAUGGAACUGAACCCAGCCCUUCUCAGAGCUCUGCUGAACGGUCCUAGUGUUUGGACACAAUAGUGCACUUUAAAACCUGCUUGGUUACCAAGUGUCCAGGGAAACCCUUGUAUUUUGAUGACUAAAAAGAGCACUUUGCCCGUACUUAGGCUGUGGACCCUAAAACAGCAGUGUUUCAACAAGAUGUUGCUGCAGGAGCAGCUUUUUAAAACAAGAUAAAACUCACAGGGGAAUGUACUUUUUUAAAAAAAAAUGAAAAAGAAAAAAAAAAGCUGCACAUUUACAGUGACUUAAGACCUGGUCUUCUUUCUCUGUUGGAUCAUGGCCGGUGAAAAAGUUUUGUCUUGCAGUGGAAAGAGACUUCCUGUGAAUGUUUCUCAACUGGUUUCUACUGAGCAAAAUACCAUCUAAAAGGAGAAUGUGAAUAGUUGUAUUUUGAAAUGAUGUGUCAGGAAAAGUUUUUUAAAAACUUGUAUGUUUUUGCAAAUCCCUGGAAGUGUUGAAUUGGUUAAAAUUUUACAUUUGCUCAGUUCAUAGUUUAUAAACACCUAGAAUAAUACUGGCAUUAAAGAAUCCUUGUUGUAUGGUAGAAAUCAGAUCCCUAACCAGUGGGAGGUACUUUUUGGGUGGCUUGUGCAUUCUUAUCAGUUGUGUGCUAAUUUAUUGUAUUGUUCCUUUGUGCUCUAAGCAGCACACUUGCCUUCUAUUUAUUUAAGUGUAAACAUUUCAAAGCAGGCCGUACUCCUUCUGACAAAUUUCUUGUAAACCAGGAUUGCCUACGCUUUCCACUGUCGUCGUCUCCCCACUUUCCCUCUUCCUUUAAGAAAACUUACUAAAAAAUGUUUCAUUGCAAAGCAGAGGAAAAGAAACGUUUUCAGACCUAAAGGAAAUGUUUGGUCAUGUUAAGAAAACAAAUUAUUCGUUCAUAUGAUGCUUUCUUAACAUUGAAAUUGCACAUUCACAUUGGACUGAGACUUUGACAAUAACUUUUACAUACUUUUGUUUAAGCCCCUUUGAAAUGUAUAAAAAGUUCAUUUACAGUUCUAAAUGUAAUGUUUUUAAGCCUUCUAUCUUUUUAGGACACAGUUUGUUUAAGCAAUAUGUUUUGGUCUUGUGAUCACUGUCUGUCACAAGUAGAGUGAAAGGGGUAAGGGUGUGGGAGGGUAAGAGUUUUGACAAGUUGUGGCAAAGGAAACUAUACUUUUCAUUUUUAAAAAUGUAAAUAGAAAAGUUUUUAACGGUUUUAUAUAGAUUUCACUAUAAAUAAGCAUUUUAAGACUGACAAAUGUUGAACUGUACAUACAUUUAUCAGCAUAACUGCCCAGUUUUUUUUGGUGCUGAAGUACUGUAAGUAGAAUUCAUCAACAGUCUCCUAAUUUUUGCAUCUACAUCUGGGGGGAAAAAAGCUGUGAUACUAUAGUUAAUAAAUUCCCACUAAAGUGACACUGAAGAUUUAAACACAAGCAUUCAUAAGAUGCACUGAUCUCUGGUGGUUGUCACUAGUUCUGCUAGGUGAUAAUGAUUUACCCAUAGAUGGAGCUGUUGGAUAUUAUUUUAUUGUACAAAUUCAUGUUUAAAAAACUUUGUGACUGUUUCUAGUUAAGUAAUUUUUUAACCUUUCUUGGGUCAUAGACUUCUUUGGUAAACUAUGAACUCUCACCAAAAAGAUACACAUGCAACAUGUUAAAUACAUGUUAGACUUUGCAUACAAUUUUAGGGGCUCAUGGGCCUCUAAGCCUAUCCAUGUAUUCCAGGUUAAGCCCUCUGUUAUGAUCAAUCCAUUACUUACAGAUUAAGUUUUUAUAAAAUAAAGUAUCUUUUAAAUAUUCAUGGAUCAAGUAACAAGAGCAAACUUGAAUAAAGUUAUGUUCUACAUAUUUUGGCAGCAUAGCAUACCUGUGUCCCUUGAUAAUUUAGCCUUCAUAUGUUUCUGCAAUUGGAAUGGCAAAUAAAAGUGCUAUCAUCUA
Messenger RNA from Gorilla gorilla gorilla (western lowland gorilla), 9467 nucleotides. RefSeq names its product EMSY transcriptional repressor, BRCA2 interacting (gene EMSY). Gene Ontology annotation, cellular component: nucleoplasm. The coding region runs from base 3461 to 7423 and encodes 1320 amino acids. The transcript has 23 exons. Gene Ontology annotation, biological process: regulation of DNA-templated transcription. Lineage: Eukaryota; Metazoa; Chordata; Mammalia; Primates; Hominidae. The record is from RefSeq and is a predicted model, not a curated record.